Messenger RNA from Helianthus annuus (common sunflower), 654 nucleotides. RefSeq lists its product as uncharacterized. The record is from RefSeq and is a predicted model, not a curated record. Bases 1 to 654 code for a protein of 217 amino acids. The transcript has a single exon. Lineage: Eukaryota; Viridiplantae; Streptophyta; Magnoliopsida; Asterales; Asteraceae.
AUGGUGGAAUGGGUCGAUCUGUGUUGGCUGCUUCGUGAUACGUUUCUGGGUGACUCAAGGGACUCAUGGAGGUGGUUAGGGGACAGUGACGGUGAGUUUAGCGUCGGUUCGGUAAAGAGACAAAUGGAUAGUAAUUUGGAUUGUAGUAAUAGAUAUGUCUGGGAGUGGAGCAAGUGGGUGCCUCUCAAAUGUAACUUGUUUGUUUGGCGAGCCGAGAUGGGGAAGAUAGCAACUAGAAUAGAGCUUCAGAAGAGGAAUAUCCCGAUUCCAUCAUUGUCCUGUACGUUUUGUGCUUCGGCUGAUGAAACGGCGGACCAUCUUUUUACGGCGUGUAGUUUCGCUUCUGUUAUUUGGGCAAAGAUGAGCAGCUGGAGUCGGACUCCUUUCUUGGUGGCUUUUUCGGUUCGGGAUAUUAUUGAAGCACACCGGUAUUGCGGUCUUUCGGGCAAAGGUAAGGAUGUUUAUCAGGGGUUGGUUCUCAUUGUUUGCUGGAGAGUAUGGAAGGCUAGAAACGACCUAAUUUUUUCUGGAAAAGCCCCGGUGGUCGACGAUGUUUUUAGCGAGAUCAGGUCGUUGGGAUAUUUGUGGUUUAAGAACAGGUCUAAGUAUAAAGAUAUUUCUUGGGAUGAAUGGUGUAAGUUUGUAAAUAUGUAA